This is a messenger RNA of Heteronotia binoei (common prickly gecko), 2150 nucleotides long. RefSeq names its product calpain 13 (gene CAPN13). Gene Ontology annotation, biological process: proteolysis. Gene Ontology annotation, cellular component: cytoplasm. Gene Ontology annotation, molecular function: calcium-dependent cysteine-type endopeptidase activity; calcium ion binding. The transcript is spliced from 22 exons. The record is from RefSeq and is a predicted model, not a curated record. Lineage: Eukaryota; Metazoa; Chordata; Lepidosauria; Squamata; Gekkonidae. Bases 1 to 2055 code for a protein of 684 amino acids.
AUGAAGGAACUGCUGAGGAAACGAAUAGGAACCUUUCCUGAUAUGUAUCAAAAGAAGCAGGAGCAGGACUGGCAAAAGACUUGGAGACCUGGAAACCCAAUUUUCCCUCAGAAAUUUCUAAAUCAGGACUUUGUUGAUCUGAGAGACCACUGCCUGAGUCGUGGCAUACUUUUUGAGGAUGAUACUUUCCCAGCACAUUUCAGUUCCAUUGGAACUCGCAUGCUGUCAGAAGAGAAAUUGCAUCAAAUACAGUGGAUGAGGCCAUAUGACAUACUAGAAAACCCCAAGUUAAUUGUGGAUGGUGUGAGCAGGUUUGAUAUUCUCCAAGGCGAAAUAGGUGAUUGCUGGUUUCUAGCAGCGCUGGGCUCUUUGACGGUGCAGCAGCAGUUCCUGGAGAAUGUUGUUCCAAAAGACCAAGGCUUCAUAUCCAGUUAUGCAGGAAUUUUUCAUUUUCGAUUCUGGCAUUUUGGAGACUGGGUGGAUGUGGUGAUAGACGACCGAUUGCCAUUUCUCCAUGGGAAAUACUUGUCAGUCCACCCACGCAGCACAAAUGAAUUCUGGCCAUCUCUACUAGAAAAAGCCUAUGCCAAGUUGCGUGGCUCUUAUCAGAAUUUGCACUGGGGCUACAUUUCAGAAGCUUUAGUAGACUUCACAGGAGGAGUCCAAGUGUCCUUUGGCCUUCAAAGGCACUCUUCUGAUUUACACCAGAUAAUAAAAGCAGCUGUUAAGUCAGGAUGCCUGAUGGGAUGCACCACUCCUGGAGGGCAGUCAAUAGGUAACAAUGAAUUGAAGAAUGGGAUUGUGCUGGGUCAUGCAUACACUGUGACAUGGGCCACAGAGGUUCCAUACAAGGACAUGAAGGAAUGUUUAAUCAGAAUAUGGAAUCCUUGGGGCCGAGGAGAAUGGAGAGGACCUUGGAGUGAUGGUGCGGCAGAAUGGGAUCAUGUUCCGGCUGAAUAUAAGAACUGUCUUUAUCAGGAUAAGAAUGAUGGUGAAUUCUGGAUAUCGUAUCAAGAUUUCAUUGACAACUUUUCCUUCCUGUAUAUCUGCAAUAAUGUGCCAACAUUCCUGAACUAUGGAGAGCACAACAAUGCAACAUGGUCCUUGGAUAUGCAUGUCAGUCAGUGGCCCCAAGGAUCCUCUGCAAGCGGAAGCUCUGGUGUCUUCUCAAGAAAGGCUCAGUUUUCCAUCCAGGUGCCGGAGCCUGAUCUGAAAACCUAUAAUGUUGUGGUAUCACUGAUGCAAAAGCCUCCAAAUAAUAAACACAAUUUGCAGUUACUGCCCAUUGGUUUCCUGAUAUCCAGAGGGAGAAUGAAAUCUCAAGAAGUAAACAUGGGCUUUGAGAAAGUACAAGAGGUUGUGAAGUACUUUUAUUUGAGACCUGGCAUCUACACAAUUAUUUUGGCUACAUCACAAGAAGGACAGGAGUCUGAAUUCCUUCUACGGGUUUUCCAGAGAAAUCAGAGCAAUAAAAGGGAACCAAGUACAAAACUCAAUCCAGUGGUGCCAAAGGAUAUGCCCAGGUGGAAUCAAGACAACUCUUAUGAAGAAGUCUUCCAAAGAUAUGCUAAUCAGGAUUCCUAUCUAGAUGCUUCACAAUUGCAAAGGAUUCUUAAUGAUGUAGUCCUGAAAGAUCUAAUGGCCAGUCUGGGAAGCGGAGAUAGAUUCAGCUUCGAUUCAUGCAGGAGCCUUUUAGCUCUGAUGGAUUUCAAGGCUAAUGGAAGACUCGUACUGCAAGAGUUUGAACCAUUGUGGAGGUAUCUCAACAAGUACAAGGAGCUUUUUAAAAAGGAAGAUGAAAAUAAAUCUGGAUUCCUGGACAUUUCCAAUUUGAGAAGGGUAAUACAGAUGACAGGUCUGAGUAUUGAUGAGAAGCUUCUUCAACUAAUGACAGUAAGAUAUGGCAACUCUUCCAUGAGACUCAGCUUUCCUGAUUUUGUGUGCUGCAUGAUUCGUCUUGAGACCAUGGCAAAGGCCUUUCGCAAUUUAUCUUCAGGUGGGAGACAAAUUUCUUUCUCUGAAAAUCAGUGGAUAACAAUAAUCAUGUAUUGCUAAGGUGGUGAUAUGGCUGUAUGAAUACUGAUUGCUCACUUUUCAAUGACAUGUAAUGUACAACAUAAAUUCCUAAGGAAAUUUUGAAAGUAAUUUUG